CGCAAGCUCGUUCCUCUCGAGCCUGACUGCACCAGGCACCCUCCUCGAGCCUACAGCCGCGACCGUCUACCUCGUCCACAGCCGGCACCCUCCUUCGUCCGAGGUCCUUUCAUCGCCAACUCUCCUUGUCCGCUCCAACCAGCGUCACAGGCCACCAUGCAGGGUCUCCCGCCCAACGCGCAGUAUGCCGUCGACGAGUAUGGCCGACCGUUCAUCGUCAUCCGCGACCAGCAGAAGAAGACGCGCAUGCACGGCCUCGAGGCCCUCAAGUCGCACAUCCUCGCCGCCCGCACCGUCAGCAACAUCGUCAAGACGUCGCUCGGCCCGCGCGGCCUCGACAAGAUCAUGAUCUCGCCCGACGGCGACAUCACCGUCACCAACGACGGCGCCACCAUCAUGGGCCAGAUGCAGGUCGAGCACCAGAUCGCCAAGCUCCUCGUCGAGCUGUCAAAGUCGCAGGACGACGAGAUUGGCGACGGCACGACGGGCGUCGUUGUCCUCGCCGGCGCGCUCCUCGAGUCGGCGUCGUCCCUCCUCGACCGCGGCAUCCACCCGAUCAAGAUCGCCGACGGCUUCGACAAGGCGUGCAGCAUCGCCGUCAACGAGCUCGACCGCAUCGCCGACACGAUCGCGUACACCCCGGGCGAGACGGGCGAGCUCCUCAAGGUCGCGCAGACCAGCAUGGGCAGCAAGAUCGUCAGCAAGGCGCACAGCCUGUUUGCCCAGAUCGCCGUCGACGCCGUGCUCGCCGUCGCCGACCUCGACCGCAAGGACGUGCCGUUCGACCUGAUCAAGGUCACGGGCAAGGUCGGCGGCUCGCUCGAGGACACGACCUUGAUCCGCGGCGUCCUCCUCGACAAGGACAUGAGCCACCCGCAGAUGCCGCGCACCGUCACCGACGCCAAGCUCGCCAUCCUCACGUGCCCGUUCGAGCCGCCCCGGCCCAAGACCAAGCACAAGCUCGACAUCACGAGCGUCGACGAGUUCAAGAAGCUCCAGCAGUACGAGAAGGACACGUUCGUCAACAUGGUCAAGCAGGUCAAGGACACGGGCGCCAACCUCGUCAUCUGCCAGUGGGGCUUCGACGACGAGGCCAACCACCUGCUCAUGCAGAACGACCUCCCCGCCGUCCGCUGGGUCGGCGGCCCCGAGAUCGAGCUCAUCGCCAUCGCGACCAACGGCCGCAUCGUGCCCCGGUUCGAGGACCUGUCGGCGGCCAAGCUCGGUCGGGCGGGCACCGUCCGCGAGGUGUCGUUCGGCACGACCCGCGACAAGAUGCUCGUCAUCGAGGACUGCGCCAACUCGAAGGCCGUCACCGUCUUUGUCCGUGGCAGCAACAAGAUGAUCAUCGACGAGGCCAAGCGCGCCCUGCACGAUGCCCUGUGCGUCGUGCGCAACCUCGUGCGCGACUCGCGCGUCGUGUACGGCGGCGGUGCGGCCGAGAUCGCGUGCUCGCUCGCCGUCGCCGCCGCGGCCGACCAGACGGCGACGAUCGAGCAGUACGCCAUGCGCGCGUUCGCGACCGCGCUCGACGCCAUCCCGCUCGCGCUUGCCGAGAACUCGGGCCUGGCGCCGAUCGAGACCCUCGCCGAGGUCAAGAGUCGUCAGGCCGUCGAGGGCAACUCGCGCCUCGGUGUCGACUGCGCCGGUCGGGGCGAGAACGACAUGAAGAAGCAGUUCGUCGUCGACCCGCUCAUCAGCAAGAAGCAGCAACUUCUCCUCGCUUGCCAACUCGUUCGGCAGAUCCUCAAAAUUGACGAUGUCGGAAGUUUCUCCUCCCCUUUCCGUACUCCUGUGGUGUUCCGAGGCGUCGACGGCCCGGCGCCGCCGUCGCCGCCGUGACGAAGUUCCCGGGCACCCGAACUGACUCUCCUCUCUCUCUCUCGUACACAGAUUGUCAACGGCGGUGGCGACGAGUACUAGUCGCACUAGGCGAUGUGUCGACGACGUCUGUAACUCGAGAUGUACAGUACGCAGC
Messenger RNA from Rhodotorula graminis WP1, 1978 nucleotides. RefSeq lists its product as uncharacterized. The record is from RefSeq and is a predicted model, not a curated record. Gene Ontology annotation, molecular function: ATP hydrolysis activity; ATP binding; ATP-dependent protein folding chaperone. NCBI's taxonomy places the organism in Eukaryota, Fungi, Basidiomycota, Microbotryomycetes, Sporidiobolales, Sporidiobolaceae. The transcript has 8 exons. The coding region runs from base 157 to 1842 and encodes 561 amino acids. Gene Ontology annotation, biological process: protein folding. Gene Ontology annotation, cellular component: chaperonin-containing T-complex.